AUAAAAACAACACCUUGCAAGUCAAAUUAAAAACAAUGAGCUCUAAUCACCGCCCACUUGAUGAAUCGGACAUUUUGCUCAUCCGUACCAUUCGCGACACACCUUCGCUUUACGAUCCCCAGCUACCGUCCUUUCGGCUCUCGCAGCGAAAGGAGGAGGACUGGGCGAAGGUGGCCGAAGUGCUUAACAUCUCCAUAAUGGAUGCCCGGAGACGUUGGACAUGUCUGCGGGACCGAUACUCUCGGGAGCUAAAGCAAAAGCGUCUUCACCCAAGUGGCGAAUUCGGACACAACGACUUCUUUCGGAAGAUGGAUUUCCUACGCUCCUUCGUGCGAAAGCGACGCGAGAGGCGAGGGCGAGAUAGAGAACGUGAUCCCAAACCACAUGUAUACGCCAAGACCCGACGGCGGCGGGUUUGGAUUUCAUCCGUUGGCAUGCCUUUGGAAAAUGAUCCUAUAAUCGAGGAGCCGAGCUCCCAAGAGUUCGAUGAACAGCAAUAUGAUGCAAAGCUAGAAGUGCAAACAACGCAAUCUGAGACCUACUCUGUUCUCGUAGAAGCAGACGAGGGUCAAGAGCCUGACCAGGAAAGUUUCAAGGAGUUCCUCGACACAGAAUCAGAGCACAAGUCUAUGCAAUCCCACACUGUGGUCAUACACCCGGAGCCAGCCACUAUGAAAGGGUCUUCGCCUGCGGUUGAAGCAGUAGAUCCAGCCCAUGGCGAUGUGAACUACGUAGUUUGCAUGCCAAAUCAGGAAAGAGAGCAGUUUACCACAGAAUCUGUUACUCCUGUAGCCCCGGCGACAGUACAGACUUUCUCAGAAACUGCAGAUGACUUCUUUUGUAAGUCAAUUGCAGCCUAUUUGCGACAGCUUUCGCGAGUUCACAAGAUCAAGGCCAAGGUGGAAAUGUACCAAAUCCUCGAGAAGUACAUACUUCUUGAGGAAAGCGGGAGGGCGGGGUCAGGCUGAACAGGUGGCUACGCUUAUACAUAUGUAGCUGCUGGUGUAUAUAGUUUUUAACAUAGAUUUUAAUGCAGUACAAAUAUACAAAGUGACAAAAACUU
This is a messenger RNA of Drosophila bipectinata, 1063 nucleotides long. RefSeq names its product hinge1 (gene hng1). Gene Ontology annotation, biological process: regulation of transcription by RNA polymerase II. Gene Ontology annotation, molecular function: DNA binding. Gene Ontology annotation, cellular component: transcription regulator complex; nucleus. Lineage: Eukaryota; Metazoa; Arthropoda; Insecta; Diptera; Drosophilidae. The record is from RefSeq and is a predicted model, not a curated record.